Molecule: messenger RNA, 1648 nt
Organism: Achroia grisella
Lineage: Eukaryota; Metazoa; Arthropoda; Insecta; Lepidoptera; Pyralidae
Product: probable palmitoyltransferase ZDHHC24
Exons: 2
Coding region: 279-1121 (280 amino acids)
Molecular function (GO): palmitoyltransferase activity
Source: RefSeq, a predicted model, not a curated record
CACAUGCAUGAGUCAGAAGAUCGAGUGCAUUAUUUAAAAACAAAUUUUAUUUCUUUUAAUGGCACUAAAUAAUUUAAAUAAUUAUAUUGCUUACACCUUUCAAAAUACUUCUCAUAAUAUUUUAGUCGUAUAUCUUUCACCAAUUAUUCAAGAAAUAGUUGAGACAUUUCUUCACUUAAUUAGGUAUCAUUCAAUAUAUUUGGACCUAGGUAGAUACUGGACAUCUCGGGCAACUGUUCCAAUCCUGGACUUUUAUUUUAUGUUACAAAGUAAUUAUAAUGUUAAUAAAAAUACAUUCAGUAAAAAACAAAAACUUGAAAAGAAUAUUAGAACAUAUAGUUUAUUUGGCUAUAAUAUUUAUUUUGAUACCAGGUUUCUUUUAUUUUGAACUCUGUAUAGUAUUACCUGUUGUAGUGGAAGAAUGGACGUUUGCUCAUUUUAUACAUUUAAUGUGUGCAACAUUUUUAUUAGUAAAUAUUGUAGGUAAUAUGAUUUACGGAAUGUUUACUAACACUACCAUUAAAGGAAGAUAUCUUGAUAGCUUCAACAAGUGUGACUGGACAGUAUGUAGUGUAUGUGAAUGCUUACGGCCACCACGUGCAUGGCAUUGUAAUACAUGUGAUAUUUGUAUUUUAAAAAGAGAUCACCAUUGUACUUUUUUUGCUUCUUGUGUAGGUUAUUUUAACCAUAGAUAUUUUAUAUUAUUUACGCUAUAUAUUUUUAUAUCAAUGGUGUAUGCAUUUUAUUAUAAUGUUAAAUUUUUAGCUACAUUUAUUACAUGGAAUCAUGGAUUAGUUAUUAUAAAAUUUAUAUUCCCCUUAGCUAGUUUUGUAAUAGAUUUUAGUAAGGAAAGCCUUUAUGUAUUUUUAGUUGUAAUUAAUUUUAUUAUAGGAAUAUUUUCUGGCUUCUUAUUCUUUUAUCAUUUUAAUAAUUUAUUAAAAGGGAAAGUAGUUCCUGAAACAAAAAAGGGAAGAAACCAAUUAUUAUAUAAUAGAGGAUGGAAGGCAAAUUUAAUAGAGGUAUUUGGUUCCAGGUGGUAUUUAACCUGGAUAUCACCAUUUAUGCACAGCCCUUUACCAGGUAAUGGGGUGGAAUGGGUAGUGGAAGAUAAGUAUAAAUAAGAGAGAAAUAUAUACUUUAAGGCAAUAAGAAUGAAUUCAAGUUAAAAUUUCCUAAACAAUUACAAUUAGAAAGAAAUAAAUAAUAUGUGGUCACUGUUUUUUAAACUAUGUAUAAAUUUUAUAACUAAGAAUUUUUGGUCAGAUAUCUAAUGUUGAUUUACUUGAAUGUCUACACAAUUUUCCCUGAUAUACUAACUGGCAAAUGAAAGUUAGGUCACUUUACAAUCUUUCAAAAUAAUAUCCUUAUUAUUUUUUCAUCAUACUAAAAAGCAUCUAAUAAGUUAUAAAUAUUUACUACAUUAUAAUAUUUCACAGUAUAUUCAGUUGCGAAUAGUAAUUUGCCUGAAUUAUGUACACAGCAUUAGCAAAUUUUUCUGAAAAUGUAUUUUAUCAAUGAUACCUGUUGUUAAAGUUGAGAAAAUAAUUGUUUAUAUAUGUAACUGUUAAUUAAUAAUGUUAAUUAACUAAAUAAUAUUUUUAGUUUUGCAACCGUAUUUUAUUAUGUAUUUUAUGUUUAUCCUUAUAUA